Messenger RNA from Ictalurus punctatus (channel catfish), 7869 nucleotides. It is a transcript of the gene atad2b, whose product is annotated as ATPase family AAA domain containing 2B. Gene Ontology annotation, cellular component: nucleus. Gene Ontology annotation, molecular function: chromatin binding; ATP binding; ATP hydrolysis activity. The record is from RefSeq and is a predicted model, not a curated record. The coding region runs from base 26 to 4330 and encodes 1434 amino acids. Gene Ontology annotation, biological process: positive regulation of transcription by RNA polymerase II. The transcript is spliced from 29 exons. NCBI's taxonomy places the organism in Eukaryota, Metazoa, Chordata, Actinopteri, Siluriformes, Ictaluridae.
GAAACAAUACGGUAGAGGAGAAAACAUGGUGAACACAAGAAAAAGCACGCAGCUCCAGCCAUGCAGUCUUGUCAUCUCCGGUCGGACGCGGUCGUCUCUUAGGAACAACCCAAACUUGGAAGAACACAACCAUAAUGACCCCAGUAAAAUCAGCUCCGGUAGCCCGCGCUUGUCCCCUCCGUCUAAGCGAAAACGCAGACACACGACGCCUAGCUCCAGUGACACUUCCCCAAGUCCCCAGAGCAAAGCGCAGAGAGUUACAUGGAACACCUCCAAACACUGCACCAGGUUAUCCACUGGUGCUUUGCAAAAUGGACACGGCCGAAGAACACUGCGGGUAGAUGACAGCACAGAUGGGGACGAUGCUCGCUUGAAUGGCCACGGUGAGCUGAAGAGGAGCUGUCGCUCUAGGAAGAGCCGCUUUCAGCACCUCAACCAGAGCCUGCUGUUUGACCAACUGGUCAACAGCACGGCAGAGGCGGUGCUUCAGGAGAUGGACAACAUCAGCAACAUACGACAGAGUCGGGAAGUGGAGCGGCUCCGGAUGUGGACAGACACAGAACUGGAAAACAUGGACAUGUAUUCACGUGUGAAAAGGCGGAAAUCGCUAAGGAGGAAUACAUUUGCGAUGCAGACACACCAUAAAGUCAUCAGCAAAUCUGAAGCUCCAGAAGAGGAGGGAAGGGAGGAAGAAGAAACCGAUGAAUCCCAUGAAGAGGGAGAUGAUGAUGAAGGGGAGGAUGAUGAAGAUGAUGAAGGGGAUGAAGCAGAGGAAGCAGGAGAGGAGAAUGACAGACCGUACAACCUCAGGCAGCGUAAAACUGUGCAGCGUUAUGAGGCACCACCCAUUGUGCCAGUGAACAGAAAACAAAGCAAGAACACAGUGUUUGACACGCACAGGUCCCCUGCAAGAAGAAGCCAUAUUAGAAUAAAGAAGCACGCCAUCCACAGUAGUGAUACAACGUCCUCGUCGGACGAAGAGCGUUUUGAACGGAGAAAAAGUAAAAGCAUGACACGUGCUCGGAAUAGAUGUCUGCCUAUGAAUUUGCGAGCAGAGGACCUGGCCAGUGGCGUUCUUCGCGAUCGAGUGAAAGUUGGUGCUAGUUUAGCUGAUGUGGACCCCAUGAAUCUGGAUACCUCUGUGAAGUUUGAUAGCGUAGGAGGGCUUACUGCUCACAUCAAGUCUCUCAAGGAGAUGGUGGUCUUUCCUCUUCUCUACCCUGAAGUGUUUGAGAAAUUUAAGAUCCAGCCUCCAAGGGGUUGCCUGUUCUACGGGCCUCCGGGGACAGGGAAGACUUUGGUGGCUCGGGCGCUGGCUAACGAGUGCAGUCAGGGUGAAAAGAAGGUUUCCUUCUUUAUGCGAAAGGGAGCUGACUGCCUCAGCAAAUGGGUGGGAGAGUCAGAACGACAGCUCCGCCUUCUCUUUGACCAGGCAUACCUCAUGAGACCAUCUAUCAUCUUUUUUGAUGAGAUCGAUGGCCUUGCACCUGUUCGUUCUAGCAGACAGGAUCAGAUUCACAGCUCCAUAGUUUCCACAUUGCUGGCUUUAAUGGAUGGUUUGGACAGUCGAGGGGAGAUAGUGGUCAUUGGUGCUACAAACAGACUUGACUCUAUCGACCCUGCACUCAGGAGGCCUGGUCGUUUCGACCGGGAAUUUCUGUUCAACCUGCCAGAUAAACAGGCUCGAAAGCACAUUUUAGAAAUUCACACCAGGGAUUGGAACCCAAAGCUGUCAGAUUCCUUUAUGGAUGAGUUGGCAGAAAAAUGUGUCGGUUACUGUGGUGCCGACAUCAAAGCACUUUGCACGGAGGCUUCACUGGCGGCAUUGCGCCGGCGCUAUCCUCAAAUAUACAGCAGCAGUCAGCGCUACAAACUGGACGUUGGUUCUAUCGUGCUAGGGCCGCAGGACUUUGGCUGUGCUCUGCGUACUAUUGUUCCAGCUGCUCAGAGAGCUCUCGCGCCACCGGGCCGAGCUUUGUCUUGCACACUGCAGCCUCUGCUGGAGAGAUCACUGGCCCAUACACUCACCUGCCUGCUUCGAGUCUUCCCCCAUGCAGAGCUCCCACACAGGGAACAAACACACGACUCUGACAAUCAGCUGCUGGAGGAGGACUCUUACAGCGAGGCUGAAGAUGAAGCUGGUGCUCAGUCCAUUUAUGAUGUUCAGCCAGGAUCCCCAAAGACAUCACACUCCCCCAUAUUACACAAACCCUUCCUUCAUUUUACUACGUCUGCCUAUCAGCAGCCAACCUCAUACCGACCAAGGCUUUUGCUGACAGGGCCUCAGGGUUCGGGUCAGAGCACACACCUGGCCCCUGCUCUGCUGCAUCACCUCAACAAGUUCACUGUGCACCGCCUCGACCUGCCCACGCUCUACUCUGUCAGUGCCAAGACCCCAGAGGAGUCCUGCGCUCAGGUGUUUCGGGAAGCUCAGCGGAGUGUGCCAAGUGUAAUCUACAUGCCACACGUCAGUGAUUGGUGGGAGGCCAUAAGUGACACGGUGAAGAGUACGUUUCUUACACUGCUGCAGGACGUUCCCUCCUUCACCCCACUCCUCAUCCUUUCCACGGCCGAGAUCAGCUACCAGCAGCUCCCUGAAGAGGUAAAAUGCAUCUUCAGUCGGUCGUACGGUGAGGUGGUGUGUCUAACGUCACCUCGGGAGGAGGACCGCAAAAAGUUCUUCAGUGAUCUCAUACUGGUGCAAGCAGCCAGGCCACCACUCCAACCGAGAAAAAAAGCGUGCGAUCUUGAGGUGCUGCCCCUGGUGGAAGACCCUGACCCUCGGCAGCUUUCUCCAGAGGAGCAGAAGCGACUUGAGGAGCAGGAGGAGAACACCCUGCGCGAGCUCCGCCUCUUUCUCAGGGACGUCACCAGGCGGCUGGCCACCGACAAGCGCUUCCACAUCUUUAGCAAGCCUGUGGAUAUCGAGGAGGUGGGGCUAGUCAAGCUGCUCAGCUGCGUACAUGUAUCAGAUUAUCUUGAGGUCAUCAGAGAGCCUAUGGAUUUGUCCACUGUCAUGACAAAGAUUGACACUCACAAGUACACAACCGCGAAAGACUUCCUGAAGGACAUUGACCUCAUCUGCAGUAAUGCGUUAGAGUACAAUCCAGACAAAGAUCCCGGAGAUAAGAUCAUUCGGCAUAGGGCUUGCAGUCUGAAGGACACGGCACAUGCGAUGAUUGCCUCCGAGCUGGACCCAGAGUUUGACCGCACGUGUGAGGAGAUUAAAGAGUCUCGAAGGAAAAGAGAGUUCCAGAUGCCGCAGCAGCCAGCUGCCACUCCAACAUCUGUAACAAGUAGAAGGCCUGUUGGUCCAGACGAGACCACUGGCAGCACCGCUCAGGCUGAUGUGGUGGAAAAGCAACACAACACUGGUGGAACAGAAGUAGCACAGAUGCUGGUGAGAUGCAUUACCUCUGGGCAUGCUAAUGUACGCCUCGCUGCAGGAGGUAGCAUAAAGCGCAAGGUUCGUCGUCGGUCAAUUUGGGAGAGGGGCAUCAUCAGGAAGAAGAAGAGCAGCAAGAAGGAGGAGCUAGAAGAUGACGAUGAGCCUGAGGAAGAGGAAGGAGCUGAUGACUCAACCGUUCCUAUCCAGGGUAAUGCCAGUCCAGCUCAGGAUGAGUCCUCCUCUGAUACCUUGGAACCCCAAACAGAUAAACCCCUUCCCCAACCCAAUGGGUAUGCUCUGAGCACCGAAGAGGAGAGCUCCAGUGAAGCCACCACGACUCAAGAUGCUCAAGUCCAAGAUAAGGCCAGUGCAACUACCUUUAAGAACCCUCCUUCUGCAGAGGAGAAAGAGGCAACCGUGCUCUCUGAGCCCCAAGAGUGUGUAAACGGAGACGAGUCACUGGACAGUAUAGACAGUGACGCCAACGAAAAGGAAUCAGGGAGUAUUGAAAAGGAGAUCACAGCUGCUUUCAGAGGACGGGAACAGGCUGGUUCGGAAGAUGUGGUGCAAGAAUGCAAGGCAAAUGAUUGUACACCAGCAGCGGAUGAAGCAGCUAGUGAUGGAGUUCAUGAAAAAGAAGGUACCUCCAGAGAGAAGACGUGUAGAAGAAGCCAAUCAGAACAGCAGAAGGAAGUUCUAGCAGAGAGGCCAGAGGACCCCCCACAGCCUCCGCCUCCACCUGCUUUAGUUGUAGACCAUCAGCGCCUCAAGGCCCUGCUAGAUCAAGUUGUGAUGAAGAGUAAGGGCUACAGUGUGGAUCAACUGGAACGACUUUACUCGGUGCUCAGCCAGUGUAUUUACCAGUACCGCAGGGAUUACGACAAGACCUGCCUGAUCGAGGAGAUGGAGAGGCAAGUCCAGCAUUUCAAUACAUUCCUGUGAUGAAACAAGGCGAUCAUAAUCAGAGACUCCUGCGAUGCAGAAGGAGACCAACUUAAAGAACCAAGCUGCUACAGCGAGCCGAGCAGGUUUGGUAUUAAAUGGCAAAGGAGGAGUUAAAGGAGACUUGCAAAGACUUUCAGUGGCAACCUUGGUGCUAUUGUCUCAGGUACCUGGACAGAACUAGUCUACAGAACCAAACACAAGUCAAGACUCGUAUAGGUUUCAAAAACAUAUAUGCCAAUUUCUAAUGGCCGUUCUUGGUGCUAUUAGGUGCUAUUGUUUUUCCAUUUGCUGCUCCUUGAGUUUCUUAAAAAAAAAAAAAAAAAAGUGAGAAAAGAAAUAAAUAUCAUCAUAUUAAAAGGAAAAAAAAAAAAAAAAAAAAGAUUGUGUGAUGUCACUUGAACACCUUGGUCUCAUUUGUCAGGAAGAGACAGCACACCACCACACAGGCACAGAUUCUCACCAGCAGUAGUAAAACCCCACAUGAAUGAGGUGUAAUGCCAUGAGGUCAUGCCAGUUUGUGAUUGACUGUGGAGACCAAUCGCAUCAUUCUCCAUCUAUGAAAGCCAUUUUAAUGCGUUAAGUCCCUGUGAUCUUCCACCAGAAGGCAUUUAAACGUAAGCAGCGUGUAACUAACACAGAAUCGUAAGCGUUUUCUACCUGAUGCAUGUGGUGUAUCUUUCGCAGUGGAAAAGCUGAAGCCCCAUCAUAAUAAGAAAAUCCGCAAAACUGAUCGCUUCUGUUAUUACAGUGGAAUUAUUAUAAAUACCAUGAUGCAGUAAAUUUGAUUCCGAUUCUUUUUUUUCUUUUUUUUUUGUGCAUUUUGAAAUAAAUGCUAACAUAUAUCUAGCUACAGCGUCAGGAAUGUUUUACAAAAGAUGCGUUGCCUCUUAAAAGUUGAUCUCUUCCUGUCCAAUGAGCAUUUACAGUUUGGUAUUGUCAUGGCCACAUAUAUUUUUGUCUUUUGGGAAAAGAUGGCUUGUCUCAACUCUUUGGACUGUUUAACAAAUUGCUCAUUCAAAAUUGUUUGCUGUGUAUUUAUUUUAUUUUAUUUUAUUUUUUGGAAUUAAUCAGCAUACCUACAUGAUUUUCACCCUCAAGACAAUUGUUCUGAUACCAGUUGGUUACGCCAUGACCUUAAGUUGUAAUAUUUUGUAUCAUUUACUUUUUUAUUAUUAUUAUUAUUAUUAUUAUUACCUCUUAGUUUGGGUUAUAUGAAUGCUAAGAUUGUUUGCAUUAAUGAAUGAAUGAUGAACUAGGCAAUUUUAGCCAGUGUGCUUUGAUCAAUAUAUGGAGCAUUAUUAUUGUGUUAAAAAUGUUUUUUAAAAGGUAUUUUGGCUUUUUUUUUGGUCUAUGGUUUAGUUGUAUUAAGACCUUUUGAUUAGUAGCUACUUAUUCUUUUAGUAGCUAGGUUCUAGUUGGUUUUUGGCCUAGUGUGUUUAAUUGCCAAGGCCUUUUCUCAGAAAGAGUUGAACCGCUUCUUUCUUCAGUUUGCAGAAAAACAUUUCUGAAGUUAAGACUCAUCUCAAUUUUAUGUAAAGCUGAGUAUACUUACAAACCAUUUAAAAAAAAAAAAAAAAAAAAAACACAUGCAAAAAGAGAAAUGAGCUCUGGACUACUGCAGCGAGAUGGAGAACCCUGGCUACCUCAGUUAAAAAUGAUUUAAGACAACAUGUUUAUCAAAGACAUACAGUAUUUGUCAACAUCUGUAACAUCGCUGCACCUUUUACCAUUUGAAAGCUCAGGUACUGAGCAACAAGUCCUGUGGCUGAUGCAGUAAUCCAUCCUUUUGCUUGGUUUUUGGUUAAUAUAAUUGUUUACUGAGUUUUGCAGUUGAGCCAACACAAACACAGCACAUUAACUUCAGUAAGAUUUUGUAUUAUAUAUCUUCGUGUCCUGUCCAAUGGACCUUGGUGAUGGCAGCCAUAUUGUUUGUCCACUUCACUACAGUUUCUUAUCUUUAUGUCUGGCGUAAUUGCAUCGUUUUAGCUAUUUAUCUCCCACUCUACCUGUUUAUUUAUUAAGUAUUGGUGUUUGACUGUCUGUUCAUAUUUUUGUACACCGUUGAUUAAAAGGGGACAAAUUGGAAAUUUGUUACAGUUUUUGAAGUUGGAGCCAUGUCAUGAUGUAGCACAUUGUAGCAGGGUUGCGCAAGUGGAGAGGUUUACCGGUCUCAGGUCUCUGCUACAUUCAUGACCUAUUUAUUCCAUUAUGAUGAUGGUGGUGGUGCUUUUUGGGCUUUGUGGUAAAGGGCCUGUCAUACAACUAAUGUUAUGAGUGUUUUCUCACCUCGUACCCCAUAUAUACUGCAUAUGAUCUGCUUGUUCUGUGUAAUUCUCUAGGUACUACUGUGAUGCUGACCACUGGGUCUGAGAUCCUGACAUUUUAGUCUAUUUCACAAAUUCUGUAUGGAUUGAAAGAACUGGAGGACAUACAAAAUGUUACCUGUGUUCACCUCUUUAAAUGUGGUUGUUGGCUCACUUUGUGUCGAUUUUAUUUUUUCAGUAUUUAUGGUGUGAGACUGUACUGGUCCUAAACUGUGUCACGUGGCCAACAAGUAUUAAAAAGUGAAAUUUCAAGUUUAAAAAUGGAUCAAAUUUAAGAGAAAUUGGGAAACACUUCAAAUAUUUAUAUUAGAAAAAGUGAUUUAAAAUGACAAGAGGCCUACGCUGAUGUAGUGAUCUGGACGUGGUACAGGGGGAAGAAAUGUCAUGUUAAAUAACAUUUUUUCCCCUCUUGGUUUGACCUGUGCUUGAUAUUGCAGACUACAUAAUUCUGAUACAUACAGCUCCAACAGAAACAACUGGUACUGGUGAUAAACUAGUGCGGAGUGUCAUUUUCACGUUAGCUCUGUUUUCCACAUUUGGUUUGAUGUAGUCUAGUUGCAUCUUUGUUCAAAUAUCUGUGCUGUUGCUAGGCCAAAAACUGGCCUACUGCAAAACUGCCUGACUACUGACACCUGACUGGAGCCUUAAACAAGUGUUACUGAAUGAAAAAUAGUAUAUCCCCAUUCUGAUCCUGCAUCAUCCCCUGAAGAAGAGCUACACACACUUAAAUGUGGCUUAGCUCAUGCUCCUUAAGUCAUUUCCUUUUCCAUUUUUCCAUUUUUAAAAGUCAAGUUGGUUAAACAUCCAGUUUGUUGACAUGAUCGGGAGGGUAGUUGAAGUAUGCAGAUUCAACCCUCCAAUCCCCCCCAACCCCCCUCCCCACCACACACACACUUUUUUUAUUUUUAUUUUUUAUUUUAUUUUAUUUUUUUAAUUUUAUUUUUUUUAAAUAUAAAUAAACUUGUUUCCGUGAUAUAAUAAUUGCCUCUAAUAUGUAGUCUAUUGUUUAUUUAUUGAUCUACUUUUGGGGUUUUGUAUUUCUGCUAUUGCCAGGGUCUUUGCCCCAUUUUCUCAAAUUGGUAAAAGACUCAUUUGAAACCUGGUUACUAUCCAGCCAAGCAUUCUUUUAGUGGAAGUCCUGUUGAAAUUAAUUCAUUUACUGUAAUUUCUUAAACUGCUGUGAUAUUACUUGAAUAAAAGGUGCAAAUUGUA